AUGUCCGCCUCCAAAAUCGAAAAGAUCAUUGCGCGACUGCAAAAACGCAUCGCCGAAGGCGCCUUCGAGGAACAGUACGAAGCGGCACAGGAGACACGUCUCGUCGCGGCGCGCUACACCAAACAGGCCAACUGGGGCGCGGCCGUGGAUAUCCUGUCGAAUGUAUCACAGGCGCUGCUGCGCGCGGGUCAGGGCGGUAGUGGAGGCGACUUGGCAAUUUUGUUGGUAGAAGUGUACCGGCAGGCAGCACAGAAACCGGAUGGCGGGUCGCGUGGAAAGUUGGUGACGUGUUUGCGGUUGUUUGACAGCGAGGAGCCGACGAGGAAGAAGUUUAUUAAGGAGAUGAUUGAGUGGUCUAAGAAGUUCGGUGACUAUCCCGCGGGCGACCCGGAGCUGCACCAUGUGGUUGGCGCGCUCUACGCCGAGGAGCAUGAGCCAGAGGAAGCGGAACGACACCUGAUUCUGGGUACCAAGGAGUCGGCCGAGGUAUUGAGCCGCAUGGAGUACGAGUGGUACAAAGAGGACGAUUCACACACGGCACCCAUAUACUGUGCCCGCGCCGUCCUGCCCUACCUGCUCGUCGCCAAUGUUCGCGCGGCCAACGCGUCCUACCGUGCCUUCGUCAGUGCCCUAGCGGCGGACAACCAGGGGCUCGCCGUGCAAGACGUGAGCUCGCAGGGCUCCGACGUGCGCAUCUUUCCCAGCUUGCCGCUGCUCAACUUCCUGGGCCUGCUCCUUUUGGCGGUUCAGAAGGGAACACCCGACCUUUUCCGACAGCUCAAGACCAAAUAUGGCUCCAACAUAAACGAGUUGGAUGGUACGUGGGACACGGCGCUGGAGAUGAUUGCCGAGAUGUAUUUUGGGAUCCAACGGCCGAGGCAGAGCAACCCAUUGUUCGACAUGAUGGGGAGCUUGUUUGGAGGCGGUGCCCCUGGCGGCGGGCAAAGCCGGCCAACAACACGGCGGGUAGAGGCGCCGCCGGCUGCGGAGGGGCUAGAUUGA
Messenger RNA from Dichotomopilus funicola, 1002 nucleotides. RefSeq lists its product as uncharacterized. The transcript has 2 exons. Gene Ontology annotation, biological process: protein insertion into ER membrane. Bases 1 to 1002 code for a protein of 333 amino acids. Gene Ontology annotation, cellular component: cytosol; TRC complex. The record is from RefSeq and is a predicted model, not a curated record. Gene Ontology annotation, molecular function: protein binding. NCBI's taxonomy places the organism in Eukaryota, Fungi, Ascomycota, Sordariomycetes, Sordariales, Chaetomiaceae.